CCCAGAGCAUCAGCUCGUCUUCGUCAAGCUUUCCCUCUCGAUUCAUCCGCCAGUCAUAUAACCAGCGGACGACAUGGUAGCUUUCCAAUCCCUGCGGUGCGGUGCAGUCAUCCUUGUAACCAGUGAAGGCCCGACCGGCCUCGUCCAACAGCUCCAAUAAUCGUCGCCCCGGCGUCACGAGCCUGCUGCACUCGACAGUUUUUGCUAAGCAUCUCCCGAAUAUUGCCAAAAGCAUGCGUCCGUUACUGUCGAUCCGAGAGGCCGUGGGCAGAGGCUUAUCGACUUUGAUUAAUGGGAUUCUGGGCAAACCAUAUCUCUCGCCAUUGUCUGUGUCGUCUGCUUUCUCAGCAGCCACCUUGUAUUCCACAAGGAUUAAAUGCUCGACCAAAGGGCGGAGUGCCUCUCUUGCAGCUUGCGCCUCGCUCGCCGGUAUGUUCAGGAUUGUUUCCAGAUCACCUUCCAGCUUUUGCAAGCAAGCUUUUGCCUCGUCCAUUUGCAUAGACGAUGGCUUGGGUGAUAAUCGUUCGCGGAAGAAGAUGCACCUCCUGGCACUCGUCGGCGCAGAGACGAGGAUUCCUGCCGUCGCAGACCAUUUCACGGACAUCCUGGCAGGCCUGAAACCACAGGUCCAGAACUUCAGCACUCGCAACCGCUGGCGAAGCUGA
Molecule: messenger RNA, 665 nt
Organism: Pyricularia grisea
Lineage: Eukaryota; Fungi; Ascomycota; Sordariomycetes; Magnaporthales; Pyriculariaceae
Exons: 2
Coding region: 234-665 (143 amino acids)
Source: RefSeq, a predicted model, not a curated record